UGAUGUAAAGAAAAUAGUAAUAUGAAAAGGAUUUCGAUUCCUAUAAACAUAAUAUAAAACUAUCUGAAGAAUAAAUGCUUAAGUCUGUUGAAGCAGCAGCAAAGCAUAAAGAACUUUGUCUUAAUAAUUCAACUACUUUUGAAUUAUUUGCUACAUGUAAAACACAAUUCUAAUUAUUUAAGGUAUGGAAAAAUAUGAAGGCAAAGUAGACAAUAUAGCAAAUUUCUUAUCAAUACGUUUACUCUUUAUUGAAAGACAAGCUUUAUAAUGUUACAAAUCAUAAUCAGAUGAAAGAGAAUAUGAGUAAUGUCAUUAAAAAGUUGAAUAAGACCUACAUAAUUGUUACAAUGAAUACUAUUAAGGAUUACUUAAUCUCUGAUUUAGUGU
Molecule: messenger RNA, 387 nt
Organism: Paramecium pentaurelia
Lineage: Eukaryota; Ciliophora; Oligohymenophorea; Peniculida; Parameciidae
Source: the annotation of a GenBank genome assembly